AUGAGUGAGAAUACGCUAGUUGGUUCUGAAGUCCGUCGCAAUUCGUUACAUCAGCGAAAUAUGCUUUUGAGUAUGAGACUCAACAGUGGAGCUGGACGGAAAAGUUUGACUGCCUCCGGUAGGCCUGAAAUUAACCCAAACCGAGUUCGAAAACAGCGUACGUCAUUUUCUCAAAGCUCCAAAAUACCCGCUGCUUCCGGAGCUAGCGGUGGGCGAGUUCACAAUUCGAACAACAAUCGCCCUGGGGAGUUUUCAGCAGCCCCCAUAGCUGCUUCUCCCAUUAAAACAAACCCCCCCGCCGCGCAGACAUCCCCAAGGAAAAGAUCGGCAGCCCUGAGUACCCUUGGAUCGGAAAAGUCGCCAUUAAAAUUUCAGGAGUUAUCGCUGGACGAUUUUGAAGUGGGCAAAAAAUUGGGUAAGGGUAAAUUUGGUAAGGUCUACUGCGUCAAGCACAAAAGAACCGGCUUCAUUUGUGCAUUGAAAGCUAUGAAAAAGAAUGAAAUUGUUCAGUAUAAUGUUCAAAAACAAUUUCGCCGGGAGGUUGAAAUUCAGGCUGCCCUCAAGCAUCCUAACUUGACGCGAUUGUACGGCUAUUUCCAUGACGAGAAGCGCGUUUAUCUUUUGAUGGAGUACCUUGUCAAUGGCGAGCUUUACAAACAUCUGAGAUCCCACGGGCCUUUUAACGAUAUUACCGCAUCAUAUUUUGUAUAUCAAAUGGCCGACGCUCUCGAUCAUAUGCAUAGCCGGCGAAUACUGCAUCGAGAUAUUAAGCCUGAAAACAUCUUACUGGGUUUCAAUAACACCUUGAAGUUGACUGAUUUUGGGUGGAGUGUGACCAACGUUGGGAGUGCCAAAAGGAAAACUUUAUGUGGAACAAUGGACUAUCUUUCACCUGAAUUGAUAAAAUCCCGUGAAUAUGACAAUAAAGUGGAUGUUUGGGCCCUUGGCGUCCUGACUUUUGAGUUGCUAGUAGGGAAUCCCCCUUUCGAGGAAAAUUCUAAAGAACUCACAUACAAGCGCAUUAUUAGACGUGACUUGAGGUUUCCUGACCAUGUUUCACCAAAGGCCCGGCACCUUAUUAGUCGGCUAUUGGAAUACGAACCUAGUGCUAGGCUACCACUGAAAGAUGUCAAAACGCACCCCUGGAUUGAAAAAAACCGCCCAUUCUGGUAA
Messenger RNA from Lachancea dasiensis, 1173 nucleotides. The record is from the annotation of a GenBank genome assembly. Lineage: Eukaryota; Fungi; Ascomycota; Saccharomycetes; Saccharomycetales; Saccharomycetaceae.